AUGAAAGAAACAACUCUUGACGACUUAAAAGAGCAGGUUGAAAUUUUGCCCGAAUCUGAACGUGAAAAGAUUAUAAAGAUUUGGUCUCUUUUUUCAGCCUCAACUCCAUCCUGCCGUCAUCUUAUCCUAGAGGGAAUUCUUGCCCAGUGUUGUUUUCCUCAAUUAUCCUUUAUUUCUAACAGGCUUAAAGGCAUUAUUCGUAUUGACUUUAUAGCCGCCCUUCCUAAAGAGCUUUCAAUUCAUGUAUUAUCAUAUCUUGAUGCAAUUUCCUUAUGUCGUGCUGCUCAAGUAUGUAAAUUAUGGAAACGUCUUGCUGAUGAUGAGGUGGUUUGGCAUAAAUUAUGUGAACAACACAUUGAUAAAAAGUGUCAUAAAUGUGGUUGGGGCAUUCCAUCAAUGUUAGAACAAAAUAGAUUAAAAAAGGCUUCAUUAUCUAAUGAAAAUGAUCCUUAUCCUGCUUAUGUAACGACUACUUAUGAAAUUCUUGAAAUAAAACGUGUUCGUAUUUCUGAUGAUAAGAUAUCUGCUUUAUUUGAAGAUUCUUAUUCAUCUACAUGUGAAAGUUCUAUGAGAAGACCUUGGAAAGAAGUUUAUGCUGAACGACAACGAGUUGAAUUCAAUUGGAGAAAAGGUCGUUAUAAUGAUAGGGUCUUAAAAGGUCAUGCUGAUGGUAUAAUGAGUCUCCAAUUAGAUGACCAAAAAAAUCGUCUUAUCACUGGUUCUUAUGAUAAUACUAUUAAAGUUUGGAAUCUUAAUACUGGUGAAGUCGUUCGUACAUUAACUGGCCAUACACGGUGUGUAAGAGCAUUACAAUUCGAUAAUGUAAAACUCAUUACUGGCUCAAUGGAUCACACUUUAAGAGUAUGGAAUUAUCAUACCGGUAAAUGUAUGACGAAGCUUGAAGGGCAUACUGGUGGUGUUCUAUGUCUUCAUUUUGUUGAUUACACUGUUGCAAGUGGCUCCACUGAUACUACCAUAAAGAUCUGGAACUUUUCUACUCACAAAUGUUUUACUCUGAAUGGUCAUAGAGAAUGGGUAAAUAAGGUUUUAAUUUUUCAAAAGACACAACUCCUCUCUUGUUCUGAUGAUCAUACUUUACGGAUUUGGGAUUUGACUUCACAAUCAUGUACUCAAAUUUUUGAUGGUCAUAAUGCUCCGGUUCAAUGUAUUCAACCGACGUAUUUGCGUAUGAGUUCGAAUACAACCUUAACUACUAUUGAUGAUCAACCAUGCAACCGAAAUUCUCGAAAGGAUGAUAAUUUAACUCCUGUUAUAAUAUCAAGUUCCUUAGAUAAUGUGAUUAAAAUUUGGUCCUUACAAACUGGUGAAUGCCUUCGUACCCUAUUCGGUCACGAAGAAGGUGUUUGGUCGUUGGCAGUUGACAAGCUUAGAUUAAUUAGUGGAGCACAAGAUGGUAUAAUAAAGAUUUGGGAUAAGGAUUCAGGAAAUUGUAUGCAUACUUUAAUUGGACAUUGUGGUGCUGUUACAUGUGUUGCAUUGAGUGACACCAAAAUUAUUACAGCAGGCGAUGAUGCAGAUAUUAGAAUCUGGGACUUUGGGGGCCAAUAA
Messenger RNA from Dentiscutata erythropus, 1569 nucleotides. The record is from the annotation of a GenBank genome assembly. NCBI's taxonomy places the organism in Eukaryota, Fungi, Glomeromycota, Glomeromycetes, Diversisporales, Gigasporaceae.